Messenger RNA from Enterobius vermicularis (human pinworm), 645 nucleotides. The record is from the annotation of a GenBank genome assembly. Lineage: Eukaryota; Metazoa; Nematoda; Chromadorea; Rhabditida; Oxyuridae.
AUGAUGUACUCUGAGGAAAACGGGUGUGGCGGUUAUCCGUUGGAUAAUACUUCCAUGAUGAGCCAUCCUUCAGCUAGUUAUGACAUGAAUCCCUAUUGGAAUACUCCGUUACAGCCGAAUCCUUAUGUUCUUCCUCAAGCACCCACCAUGACCUCUAGUUACAAUAGCGGACUGUUACCAAUGUCAUCGAAUGCCGACGAUGAAUACACUAGGUCGUUGUCAGUAGUUUCUUCGCCAGCAUAUCCAGUACCAGUUCCAGCUUCAACUGCUCCCGCUGGUGGCGAUGUUGUUGAAAUAGGAAAAAUGUAUGAUGCUGAUCCAUCAAGUACAGUAUCUUCGGUUGUUCCGCCAGUACCUCCAACGAUGUACGCACAUCCAACUGCUCCAUGGGCUCCAACUUACAUUCCUCCUUCAUACGUUCCCACUUCAGAUAAUAAACCCUUACACGAUCCAGCAGCAUCACAAUUUAUGUCCAAUGAUGAAGUUUUAAGACGUGACGAAUUGGCAACUGCUAUUCGUCCGGCACCAGUGCCUUUUUACCCUCAUCCCAUUCAGGGAGGAGUAGACAACAUAUCUCUAACAGUUUUGAGGUCAAGGUUGAGACGAGUCGUAAUUAACAUACACUCAGAAAGUGAUAUUAAAUAA